Molecule: messenger RNA, 756 nt
Organism: Adineta ricciae
Lineage: Eukaryota; Metazoa; Rotifera; Eurotatoria; Adinetida; Adinetidae
Source: the annotation of a GenBank genome assembly
AUGGGCAAACUCGAUGGAAAAAUUGCAUUGAUCACAGGUGCCUCACGAGGCAUCGGACUUGCUAUUGCACAACAAUUCAUUGCUGAAAAUGUACAACAUCUUUUCAUCACAGGUCGACAUCAAAACACUCUCAACGAAGCGUUAGAACAACUUCGUUCACAAAAUGUCACAACAGUACAAGGUGAUGUGUCCGAUAUGACACAUUUAGAUUCACUUUAUCAAAUUAUUCAACAACAUCAACAACGAUUAGAUAUUAUUGUUGUUAAUGCAGGUAUCUCUCCUCUUGCUUUACUUGGAUCAAUCACUGAAAAUGAUUUUGAUCAAACAUUCAAUAUCAACGUCAAAGCCAUUGUAUUUACUAUCCAAAAACUUCUACCAUUAUUAACUGAUGGUGCAUCGAUCAUUCUCAUGGGUUCUGUUUCAUCAAUCAAAGGUCAUCCUAUGACAAGUAUUUACAGUGCAUCAAAAGCAGCUGUUCGAUCAUUUGCUCGAUGUUGGUCAAUGGAACUGAAACAUCGAAGAAUUCGAGUAAACACAUUGAGUCCAGGAAGUAUCGACACUGAAAUGAUCAAAAAUGUUGCCAAUACACAAGGAAUAAAGGCAACUUUUAUUUCUGAUCUCAUUUCAGCUGUACCUUUGAAUCGAUUUGGAACAUCCGAUGAAGUAGCAAAAACAGCUGUUUUUCUUGCUUCCGAUGAUAGUAGUUAUAUCACUGGUAUUGAAUUAUUUAUUGACGGUGGAAGAGGACAAGUUUAA